CCGGCUCGCCAUGAGCGGCCUCAACACUUCCGAGUCCCACGUCCUGUGUCGCUCCGGCCAGUUGUUUCUGCAGCCGGUCUGGGACCGCCUGAGGACUCGGGAGGCCUUCGCGCAGUCGCCCUUCUUCCCGGCCGUCUUCUCCAUCACCGUCUACCUGGGGCUCUGCCUGCCCUUCGCGCUGCUGGACGUCCUGUGCCCCUGGGUGCCCGCGCUGCGGUGCUACAAGAUCCAGCCCGACUUCUUGCCCACGGCGCGGCAUCUGCUGCCCUGCCUGGGCCAGACGCUCUACCAGCACUUGGUGUUCGUGCUCCCCGCCACGCUGCUGCACUGGGCCGGUGGCGCGGCUCUCCUGCCGCGUGAAGCCCCGGAGCUGCUCCAGCUGGUGUACCACCUCGUGCUGUGCCUGCUGCUCUUCGACACCGAGGUCUUCGCGUGGCACUUGCUGCACCACAAGGUGCCUUGGCUGUACCGGAACGUUCACAAGAUGCACCACAAGAACUCGCCCUCCUUCGCGCUGGCCACGCAGUACAUGAGCUUCUGGGAACUGUUAUCCUUGGGCUUCUUUGACAUGAUGAACGUCACGCUGCUCCAGUGUCACCCGCUCACUGUCAUGGUCUUCCACGUGGUCAACAUCUGGCUGUCGGUGGAGGACCACUCGGGCUAUGAAUUUCCCUGGUCCACGCACAAGCUGGUACCUUUUGGGUGGUACGGGGGUGUGGCGCACCACGACUUGCAUCACUCUCAGUUUAACUGCAACUUCGCCCCUUACUUCACACACUGGGACAGGAUACUGGGAACUCUGCAGUCUGCUCAUGGCAAGUGACAUGUGUCCCUCCCGGGCAGUGGCCCCUGAGAACCGGGACUGAUGUGCAUUUCACACUUGAAUCAGAGGAAACACACUUCAGCUUUUUUAUUUUUAUAUUUUAGUAAGUAAUUUAUUACUUGAUGGACGUUUAUAGAUAAAAUCUGAUGUAUUUUUGCAAUCUGAUGAAGUAAUUUAUGUACUUUUUGUGUACCGACAGUUGUAUACCUGGUAUUGAAAUCUAGUUCAAUAGCCUCGAUUCUGGGAUGUUUAGAGAUUCAUCACUGGCAUAUUUAAGUCAUCUCCAAAAGGAUUUGUUUGUAGGGUAAAGAGUUUCCAAUGUUUGAAAGUGCCCCAGAACCAGGCUGAAAAACCUAUUUUUUAAAGUAGAGAAUCUGAUCUCUGACUCUUUAGACAAAGAAACAUGUUCCUGCUGGGCAGUGACUAGGAUUAUUGUAAUUUCUAUAUUUUCAUAGAACUUUGUAUUUAUAUGGAAAGAAAUGUUAUUUGUGCUUAAAAAAAAACAGAAAUAAACCAAAU
Messenger RNA from Artibeus jamaicensis (Jamaican fruit-eating bat), 1342 nucleotides. It is a transcript of the gene CH25H, whose product is annotated as cholesterol 25-hydroxylase. The record is from RefSeq and is a predicted model, not a curated record. The transcript has a single exon. NCBI's taxonomy places the organism in Eukaryota, Metazoa, Chordata, Mammalia, Chiroptera, Phyllostomidae. The coding region runs from base 11 to 823 and encodes 270 amino acids. Gene Ontology annotation, biological process: cholesterol metabolic process; sterol biosynthetic process. Gene Ontology annotation, molecular function: iron ion binding; C-4 methylsterol oxidase activity; steroid hydroxylase activity.